AUGAUUUACUGGACACACGUGAAAUCUCCAGCACAUCUGCAGCUGCUUAGUUGUGAAUCAUGUCGCCUGGUCAGUGCGCGGCUGUCGGCAUCGCUCGUGGGAGAAGCUUCGGUCCCGCCUGGCCGAACUCCGAAACAUAGGCACGGGGAGAGUAUGGGCAAGGCCGCCGCAACGGUGCUGGCCGUAUCUGCCCUGGCUAGAACCAGGCCCACAUCCAAGCAUCUGGGAUUAAGAUGUCCGAGGAGCUCUCUACAAGGUAGCACGGUACAGCUGCGCGCUGCUUCAACGGAGGCGGUCAGCAUCUUUGGUCUGAGUCUUCUCAAAGCUGGCCUCGAAGGAGUGUGCGCCCUCCACUUGAGCCAGCUUUGUAAUGACCUGCUGUGCCUUGAUUUGAAUUCUACUUCUGCUGUCGAAGACGAUUACGACGAGGAAAGCAAGGAUCACAACAAAUUAGGAACAACGUACACUCCGCCACAGCUACAUCAGAUCGAAGGCGUCAACACCGACUACUACUGCCAGUACGGUAGUGAUCUAGUUGCAGCAAUGGCGUCCAGACUUGUGUGCCUUUUGCCGCUGAUCUCCAACACGCUCGGUGCUGAAGUCAGAUCGCAUCAUCCUCUCCGAGAGAAGUUUGAUGGCUUUCGUCAGCAGUACGGUCGAACAUACCAGGAAGGCACCGAAGAGUACGAAAAGCGAUUUACGCUGUACCGCAAUGCAGCUCUCCUUGCUGAGCGUUUCAACAGUCGCCCAGGGCGUUUGUGGACCGCCGGAACGGGACCUUUGGCCGAUCGCAGUGAAGAAGAGCUCCAGUCUCUCCGGGGCUGGUUUGGAAGUGCCCGAGGUGGUCGCAAGGCCCGUGGCAACCUUCGGAUGGCGUCUCUAGCACAGCUUGGAUCUGCAGACACACCUCAGGAGUUCCUGAAUUGGACCUCUCUGUCUUCACUCGAAAGCGUUCGCGAUCAGGGAGGCUGUGGCUCCUGCUGGGCUGUGACGGCAAGUACGGUCUUGGACAGCCACGCAGAGAUCUACAAGUCCAAGCAGAGGAGUUUCUCAGCCCAGGAGCUCGUUUCCUGCGUCGCCAACCCCAAGAAGUGCGGUGGCUCAGGUGCCUGCAGCGGAGCGACCGUUGAGUUGGCCUUCCAGUAUGCCAUGGACCAUCCGGUGCAGACAGCUGCAGAUGUCCCUUACGAAGCAGUCGACGGGAAAUGCCAGGGUUCUGCUUCCCUCUUGCAGGGCGACUCCUCGGGUGACACAGAUUUGGAUGUGGCUGCAGUCGGCUUCCAUGCCGCGAGCUCCGAUGCUCCGGGUUUGAAGUUCAUGACCGGUUGGGAACGGCUGAAGGAGAACGGCUACUCCGAGCUGCUGCGCGCAAUAAGCGAGCGCGGCCCGGUGGCCGUCUCGGUGGAUGCAACGACUUGGAGCGCGUACAUGUACGGCAUCUUCGACUCCUGUGAAAAAGAUGCGGUCAUCAACCACGCGGUUACACUUGUGGGCUACGGCGUCGAGAAGAGCAAUGGCAAGAUGUACUGGACCAUUCAGAAUUCCUGGGGGCCAAACUGGGGCGAGGAUGGCAAGAUCCGGCUCUUGAGACGGGAGGACGAGGAGAGCUACUGUGGUAUUGAUCACCAGCCCGAAGAAGGGACCGGAUGUGAAGGCGGACCCAAGCAGGUGAAGGUCUGCGGAACCUGCGGCAUCUUGUACGACAAUGUGGUGCCGCACUUCAAAAAUGGAUUUGCCUUGUUCCUGAGGCGGGAGGAGACGCCCAAAGAGGCCUCCAAUAAGGGCCGAGGCAGCCGAGGAAUGGCGGAGGAGGUAGAUGGUUUCGACGAUGUCUCCGACGAUGAAGGGCUCGCGUGGGCGGGUGCACAGGAAACGACAUCCUGGAUACGAGCAGAGGUGACGAUACCCGAAGGUUGCGAGGAAGGUGAUGUGUUUGAGGUUUUGCUGGACGACAUUCCGUUCGAGGUCACCGUACCGAAAGGCAAAAAGGCGAAUGACAUGCUUGAGCUAGAGGUGCCUGCAGAUGAUUUCAAGAAGUCCCCAGACCCACCCGAGGCCCCCGAGCCGUCAGACAAACCCGAGUCUGAGGAGGACGGGCUUCAAGGUGAGAAGGAGCAUCGGCACGUGAGCUUCACGGAUGCCGAACCUGCGGUCGUUCUGUUUCGGCCAGAAGUUGGUGGCUUGCAGGGCCCCGAACAGACCGAAGAGCCAGGGCAGCGAGGGGAUUGUGACAAGGUGGAGCUGACCGUCCCAUCCCAAUGUCGGCCGGGGGAUGUGUUGACCGUACGCACCGGCCAUUCGGAGAUGGAGCUGACAGUGCCCGAGGGCUGCAGGCCGGGUGACGUCCUGGAGGUGAAUCUGCCAAGGGAGGAAGGGGAAGGGAGCCUGGGCCCGGAGGGGAUCCCCGAGGGGAGCCCGGAGGAGAGUCCCGAGCAGAGCCUGGAGGAGGACGCACCCGUCCUCCUUGCAUUGCUCGAUGGCAAGGCCGAGGAAGAGCCGGUCUUGGCCGAGCCGGCCGAGCGGCCCGAAGAUGCCAAGGAUGCCCAGGUGGCAGGCGAGGGUGCAACCUCUGAGGAGCCAGAAGCCGAGCUUUCCCAGGCACCAACCGAGCCAAGCGAGCCUGAAGUGGAAGAGCGCCCAGAACCUCUGCAGCCUGAGCCAGAGCUCAUGGAAGCGACACCUGAAUCCUGUCAGUCAGUGCCGGAUCAAGAGACAGAGGCUCUGUCCGCAAAAGUUGCGGAGCUUGAGGCUCGCAACGCAGAGCUACAGGAAACCGUAUUCAAACUGCAGCACGAGAAGAAGUUCCUGUCGAGCUCGCUUACAGCGUCAUUGACUACAUCCUACGCAAAAAGCCAGGUCUACCUGGGCAAGCACGCAAAGGAUGAGGCCAAAAGACGCGGGCAACAAGUCAGCGAACAGACGCAGGCAUAUGUCCAGACGGAGCCAGCCGGCCCAGCUUGGGGAGGCAUGCAGGCCAUGGGAGACAUGGAUUUGGCAUUGAGCGCACCGACAUUGCCAGAACUGCCGCUGACUUUGCCGAAUGCGAGAGCACCACACCUGGAGGACUGGGAGAAAGAUAAUGCGAGCAUUGCCACGUUAAAGCUGGCAGUGUUGACCCUCAAGCAGCAGAAGGAGGACUUGCGCCAAAAGCUUGCUGCAACGCAAAAAGAAAAGAUUAGGCUGGAACUUCAGGAACGAAACUCUGUUCAGCUUGAAGCCUAUGCGCAUGCCUUGCUAUCCCUGAAGACGGAGAACGCAGAGCUCCGGGAGAUAGCUUUGCAGGUGCUGAGGGGGAAGGAUGCGGAUGCGAGUCCGAACGAACACAAGGUGCAGGUGCCGAGAGUCGCCGUCAAGGCCCGCAACAAGAUCUCCCAGAGCAGGCCAAAGUCUGCAGAAGCUGCCAGCAAGUGGCUGAAUGCCCCAUCGCCCUCCAAGCCAAGGCGGCACAAGGUCCUGCCUGUAGCCAUGGACUUUGAACUUGAGGAUUUGGAUGGUGCCAGGCAAGUCGCGCCCGUCGCACUGCCAGUGGGCCAUGCCGGAGGCUUGCAGGGCGUACCCCGGCGACGCAGCCAGAGCGAUGGCUGCGUGAGACUCUCCAAGCCUGCCCGGCCAGCCCCUGCUGCCUGCAAUCCGAGACUUGCGAGCGCAAGACCCGCCGCUUUGAGGGGAGAAGCUGGCCUUGAGGUCUUGGCAUCGCCGGGUGGCGCAUCCAAAGUGCAGGCCUUUGCGGAGCCUCAGGCUGCACCGAGCCCGACCAGCCCGGUGCUGGGAGAUUCGGCGUCCGGCACAUCCGUCCUGGCCUGGUCAUCUUGGCGCCAGCGGGAGAGUUGGGCGCCCAAGGGGCAGCCGAAGAACUCUGACGCCUCGAAUGCCACCACAGAGGGCCGCCUAGCAACCGCAGCAAUCUACGCGGGAGCUGCGAUGAAUGCCAACACACUGGGCUGGGGUGCGACUGCGCGAGCUGCGGAAGCCGCGGCACGGCAGAAGUAUACCACGGAAUCGAAGAAGUGCUCUGGUGAUCCGGAUCUCUCAUCGCUUGAUGCGGCCCUGAUCGCUCCUCUGGCCGACAUCACGCCUGCCCAGGUGAACGAGCGCUCGGCGAGUGGAGCUCUCGUCCUGGAGCCGGGACAGGCACCGCAGCUGCAGUGUGCGGAUCCGUCCACAUGUGCUUCUCCCACAAAUUCCACUUACCUGGCCGCCGACGACGGCCAACUGCGCAGCUUCUUUAUCGGUGGCUCAUAUUUGGACGGAAAGGACCUUGCGGCUUGUUGUCCUCAAUUCACUUUGGUAGACGAUGGUGUUGGCUACCGCGGGGAUGGCCUUCCCAUCUUCCGCCAUAGCUUCACCGGUGCAUUGCUGCUGGGGCACGCGGUUUUCCUUUGUCCGCCUGCUGCUUCACAGGAUCUCCAGCUGCUGUUCCGGCGUGGGCCUCUAUCCACCGUUCGCCGGUUUGGUCAAGGUCUCUUGGGCUGUGCGGAGCUUCUCUACGAAUUCAUCUCUGGAUCGGAUGAUGGCAUGAGUCCAAGGGAUGCAGGCGUCCAUGGCGGCUUCCUUGCCCUACGACACGGGCCGCGGAGCACUGCGAGCAUUGGUGAGACAGGGGGAAGCGAGUCUGACAGCAAGUGCUAUGUGGCCAUCGUCGUCGAUGCGCAGAGCUGCAGUGCAUGCACUCGAGAAUGCUUAGCAGGUAGAGACUUCGAUGGCGACUUUCUGGAUGCUUUUUUCGUUUCGCUGACAGAUGUGGAGGAGGGAGCAGGCUUCGUAUUCCAAGCGAUCGAAUGCAGACUGGAAAGAGAGCUUCACAACAGUGACGGCGAGGGACGAGCAGUACGAUGUUUGGGACACUUCUUGUCGUCCAUCGGCAGAACGGAGGAAGCUGCGAAGCUGUGGCAACAGGCCAUCCAGUGCGACGAGGCAGGCAAGGACUGCAAGGACACCCUGCAGAUUGCACACUCCGCAUCGGCGCUGGCUUCCUGCCUCGACGACCUGGGCCGUGCGGAGGAGGCCGAGCCUCUUCACAGCAGGGCCCUGGCCUCCUUUGAGAGGGCCCUGGGCCGGUCCUGUCCGGAUGCAGCGUCGGCUCGGCUGGCGUUGAUGACCUGCCGCUACGUGCAAGGGCUGGCAAAGAAGCACGGCCUUCUGCCUUCAGCCGGAGAUGCGCUUCUUCGCAUGGAGGGCGCUUCAGCACAUGCGCUUGCUACGAUCUUCAGCAAGGCUGUGAGUGCGGAGAAGGAGGAGGACUUGCAUGUCAGCGAGCUCUUUCACCGACAGGCCCUGGGCGUGUUGCGAAGAACGCUCGGGCAUCAUCAUCCGGACACCUUGCACUGCCUGAACAACCUCGCUUUGUGCCUUGGGGACCAGGGCAAGCUAAAGGAAGCAGAGCAGCUGUUGCGCCGGACCCUGGCGGGCAUGGAGGUGGCGCUCCCACCCUCGCACCCUCGACCCAUCCAGGCGCUGAGCAACUUGGCCGGUUGCCUCGCGGAGCAGGGCAAGCUGGCCGAGGCGGAGCAGCAUCACCGGAGGGCUUUCCAAGCCUGCAAGCGCAAGCUAGGCUGGAAGCAUCCCGAAACUGCCGCCGCGGCGCAAAGCCUUGUGCAGUUUCUGAUGCUUCACGGCCACGCCACGGAGGCGGCACUUCUCGAGUUACAGGCGCAGCAGUUCGGGACAAGGUUGACGGCGCCGACAAGGUUGCACGUUGGCGGAGCUCGGACGGCUCUCUUCAACUGGCUCUUUGCCAAGUCCCAAGGCGGCGAGCUGAUCCUCCGAGUUGAGGACACGGAUGUCGCCAGAUCGACGAAGGAGUCCGAAGAUGCGAUUUUGGAGGGCCUGAAAUGGUGCGGCAUCUCCUGGGAUGAGGGCCCGGAUGUGGGUGGCGAGCACGGGCCAUAUCGGCAAUCCGAGCGCAUUAAGGCUGGCAUCUACGAGAAGCAGCUGGAAAAGCUCAUGGCAGAAGGUCAUGCCUACAGAUGUUUCCUGACGCCAGAGGAGCUUGAUGAGAUGCGAGCCGAAGCUGAAAGAAACGAGCAGGCCUUCGUGGUGCAGAGCCCGUGGGCAAAUGCGUCCGAAGAGGAAGUGCAGGCCAUGAUCGACAAGGGCAAACCCUACGUGUACAGAUUCCGAGUCCCUUUUGACAGGGAAAUCGUGGUAGAUGAUCUGGUGCUUGGUGAGGUCAUCUGGAACUCUGACGAUCUCGGCGGCGACUUCGUCAUUGUCCGUCAGAACGGAAUGCCCAUGUACAAUUUUGGCGUCGUCACCGACGAUGCUUCCAUGGGCAUCACCCACGUGUUGAGAGCCCAGGAGCACCUGAUGAACACGCCACGGCAGAUUUUGAUGUACGAAGCUCUGGGCCUCAAGGUGCCCACCUUUGGUCACAUGCCAUUGAUCCUGGCGCCGGACCGCACCAAGCUGUCGAAGCGACACGGCGCAGUUUCAGUCGGCGAGUAUCAGAAGCGAGGAUACCUACCUUCUGGCCUUGUGAAUUAUCUGGCUCAGCUGGGAUGGAACGACGGGACCAAGCAGGAGAUCUACACCAUCGACGAGUUGCUCGAGGCCUUCAAGAUGGAGCGCAUGAGCAAGGUAGCAGCCAUCUUUGACACGGACAAGUUCAAGUGGGUGAACGGCCAUCAUGUGCGGCGGCUGAGCGACGAGGAGGCCUUGGAGCAGAUUGGAGCCCGACUGAAGGACCAGGGCCUCGUGAAAGAGGUCUCCGGCGACUUUGUGAAAAAGGCCUCGCAGCUGCUCAGAGACCGAAUAAGCACCCUCGAAGAUGCCGUCGAGGAGCUGACUGCCAUGCUCGAGUUUGAUCUGGAGGGAAUGAUGGCGAAGGAGGUGGCUAAGCCGUACAUAGAGGACGGCUCGCUCAAUGAGACCGCGCAGCUGCUCUUGAAAGCGAAGGAGCAGGGCGACUUUGAUGACAUUGGGAAGGAUCCACAGGUGAUGAAGAAGAUUGCAAAGCAGAUCAGCGAGGCCCGUGGAGGUGUGAAGAAGAAAGCCCUCCUGGUCCCUCUUCGGCUGUGCCUGACCUCCUCGGCUCAAGGUCCGGACAUGAGUGUCUUCUUCGAGAUGCUCCAGGAAGUUGAUGACAACGUGCUCUGCAAGUGUGUCUCCUUGGAUGAGCGGCUUGACAUGCUGAAAGAAAAGUUCGUGGACCAGCCUGUUAAGUCGCCCAUAGAUGCUGGUGAACUCGCUGGUGCAAUUAUCGAGGCUGGGCAUGAUAGCCAGGCCAAUUUUUUCUCAGAGUUAAGCAUAGCAAAUGAGCAGCCGUCGGAUGGAAGGAUUGGUCGCGAGUAUUCCAAGGAAAAGGCUUGCCGGCGUCCCUGCGACAGUCAACCUGCUGGAUUCCGCUCAGAGGCUUUCCGGCCUAACCAAAUUGAUGAGCAAAACAGGGCAGCAGCUGGUUUGGGGAAGAGUACUCGUGCAUGGUUGCGGCAAGCCGUGUCAGCGGCAUGGACGAUCAAAGAGGCCCGCGCGGAGGCCUUUGACAUGCUCAGGAAAGCGGUGCCUCAAGAUGCGCCGGAGAUCGUACGCGUGUACCUGGCGACUUGGCGCUCACACGGCUCAGUGUUGCUGAGGACCGGCGAGUCUGCCACGGCGUCUGCAUUGGAUGACGAGGCGCAGCAACAACAGCUGAAACGCUUCACUUCCUUCCUGGAGUCAGGGCAGCGCCACUUCAUUGUCGCUGAAGACGACGCGGCGAGACCGCAGCGCCUGAGUGCCUUCAUCAGCUUCGGGCCGAGCUACACUCGCGAUGGCUUUGGAGAGGUCAUGCAGCUUUUCGUGCAUCCUGACUUUCAACGCCGUGGCCUGGGUACCAAACUCCUGCAAGCCGCGUGGCUUGAGCUUCGUGAUCGGACGUGGUCCAAGAUGGGCUGCCAUGUUUGGUGCACGAAAGGCAAUCCUGCCAACCGGGUCUACGAGCAGGCGGGCUGGUUCUCUACUGGCCGGCAGAAAAGUCUGAAGCCAAGCCUCAGCAAGGAUCCCGUCGAGGUGGAGGAGUUUCAAGCGCCCGAAGCGCCGGCGAAAGGCCCGAAAAGCUGGCAGAGCUGGCGUGGCCCCAGGUUUCUUCUUGGGUUGGCCGUAGGGAUGCUUGUGGGCGCCGUCAUGAAGGCAGCCCUUCUGCGUGGAAGAAGCUCUUGA
This is a messenger RNA of Symbiodinium sp. CCMP2456, 8136 nucleotides long. NCBI's taxonomy places the organism in Eukaryota, Dinophyceae, Suessiales, Symbiodiniaceae. The record is from the annotation of a GenBank genome assembly.